Messenger RNA from Panicum hallii, 2980 nucleotides. RefSeq names its product disease resistance protein RPP13-like. The transcript has 3 exons. The coding region runs from base 63 to 2654 and encodes 863 amino acids. Lineage: Eukaryota; Viridiplantae; Streptophyta; Magnoliopsida; Poales; Poaceae. Gene Ontology annotation, molecular function: ADP binding. The record is from RefSeq and is a predicted model, not a curated record. Gene Ontology annotation, biological process: defense response to other organism.
CACUCAUCGACCUGCACGCAUCCGUCCACGCAGAAACAAACAGAGCAAGGUCUGACCGUCUGAUGGAGAGCUGGCUAGCUCGCAGCAUGGAGGGAGCUGCCGUGAGCGCGGCAGCGGGAGCCCUGCAACCCGUCUUGGAGAAGCUGGCCGCUCUGCUGCUCGGCGAGGACUACAAGCGCUUCGAGCGGACGCGCGGCGAGAUCGAGUCUCUCACUCAUGAGCUCAACGCCAUCAUGGCGUUCCUCAUCGAGAGAUCCAAGGUUGAGGAUCCUGACGGGCAAGACAGGCUCUGGAUGAAGGAUGUGCGGGAGCUAUCCUACGACAUCGAAGACAGCCUCGACGAGUUCUUGCUGCACGCCGCCGCCAAGUCUGCCGAGCCGGACGGCUUCAUGGCGAAGGUCAGGAGCUUGGUGGAGAGGACCAAGAGUCGCCAUCGGAUAGCCAGGGAGGUUGAGGUUCUGAAGAAGGAAGCCAUCGAGGUGGCCGAAACGAACCAAAGCAGCUACAGGGCCGCUGACCACCAGCCCGUGGUCAGUGCCACCAAUGCGUCGAUUGAUCCAAGGGCGCUUGCCGUAUUUGAGGAUGCGACGAAGCUUGCUGGCGUCGACGGGCCGAAUGGCGAGCUCAUCAGAUUGCUGGAGACUGGACAUGGCUCGGUCCAGCAGCAGACUAGAGUGGUCUCAAUUGUUGGACCUGGAGGGAUUGGAAAAACAGCUCUGGCGCACCAGGUGUACCAAGAGCGUAAUGGUGGAUUCCUGCAUCGGGCGUUCUUAUCGGUAUCAAGGAAUCCGGACAUCAAGGGAAUUUUGAGAAGUAUCCUGAAUCAAGUGGUGAGCCCAAAAGAUUACGAGGCCGUGAUUAAGGGGGAUCAUGUUAUCAGAGUGGCUGGGGAGGAUCAACUUAUCACAAAGAUCAGGGAAUACCUCACAGACAAAAGAUACUUUAUUGUGCUCGAUGAUAUAUGGGAUGUGAAAACAUGGAAUGCCAUUAAGGAUAUCUUCCCCAUGACCAGCUGCGGUAGUAAAGUCAUCACCACUACUCGUAUAAACGAUGUGGCUCAGGAAUGUUGUCGAUCACCCACUAAUGGACAUAUAUACAAUAUAAGGCCUCUUAGUAUGGAGCACUCAACACAAUUAUUUUACAGAAGAUUAUUCAGCCCUGAAGAGAAAUGCCCUUCUCACCUUGUAGAAAUUUCUAGCCAAAUCUUGGAGAAAUGUGCCGGCUUACCAUUAGCGAUCAUGGCUAUAUCUGGCUUACUGUCCAGCAAGGAAAAAACAACGGAGCAAUGGAAUCAAGUGAAAAAUUCUAUUGGCCGCAGACUUGAAAGAAAUUCUAGUGUUGAACUAAUGUCAGAGAUACUAUUGCUCAGUUACUUUGAUCUUCCUCUCCAUCUUAAAAUUUGCCUACUGUACCUCAGUAUAUUUCCAAAAGAUUAUACCAUUGGGAAGGAGGAUUUGAUAAGGAGAUGGAUUGCUGAGGGGUUCAUCCAUGAACGGAAUGGAAUUGCAGCAUACGAUUCAGGCGAGAGGUGUUUUAACGAUCUCAUCAAUAGGAGCUUGAUCCAACCAGGAGGGAAAGACAAAUUUGAUGAGGUGAAUAGCUGCCGAGUUCAAGACACAAUUUUUUAUUUCAUUGUAUCCAUGGCUGCUGAAGAGAACUUUGUUACUUUAAUAGGAGUACCCGGUGUAAAUCCAAUUGCUGGAAACAAGGUCCGUCGGUUGUCUAUGCAGAGUGAUGUUCAAAUCCCAUCAGGGCUAGUUUUAUCUAGCGUCAGGUCACUUAAUGUUUUCGGCGGUGACGUGGAAAUCCCAUUUUUACCGGAGCUUAGACCCUUGCGUGUUUUAGCAUUUGAAGACUGUGGGCAGUUAGAAGAUGAUCGUCUUUCAGAUGUAGGCAAUUUGUUGCACCUCAGAUAUCUGAGGCUCAACCAUGCACAUGCUGUUACAAAGCUUCCAGAAGAAACAGCAGAGCUACUACACUUGAGGACACUUGAAGUACAUGGGCACAACAAAAUAAUGGAAAUUCCAGCCGCCAUUUGUCAGGUUGAGCGAUUGGAAUGUCUGGUAACUCUAGUUACAGACGAUUAUACUAUACUGCCUGAUGAAAUUGCAGACAUGAAAGCACUGAGGGUGUUGGAAGGCGUUAAUGUGUAUAUUCACUCGGCCGGCUUCAUUAAGCGGCUUGGUGAGCUAACAAAUCUGAGGAAGCUGGGCAUGCUAUUCGUCAACAGCGAUGCUGAUGAAGAAUGGGAGGAGAAAUAUGGAGAGAUCGUCUCUUCGAUCUAUAAGCUUACCCAAGCAAACCUUGAUUCUCUGCAUAUUCGUACCGUAAAUGAGCCACCAGAGUUGCUGGACAAUCUAAGCAAAGAACACCCUGAACCACUUGGCCUUCGGGAACUUGUCAUCGAGGGGGAUGACGUCUCAGGCCUUGCAGCGUGGUGGGGUUUACUCGUGAACCUCCAGAAGUUACUCUUCUGUGCCUAUGAAAGAGUUAGCGAGGAAGAUGUGGAGACCCUUAGAAGCCUACCCGAUCUGAAGUACCUCUGCAUCCAUCUCUGGGAUGCACCCGACGAUCCUGAAGUGAAGGCUCCCCUGGAGAGAGCAAUGAAGGCCCAUCCCAACCGUCCCAAAUUGGUAUGGAUAGACGAGUACUAGACCUCAGGAUCAGGUGCAGCGGUAACUUGUACUGCAGGUCUGCAACUUAAGCAGUUGGUCCAUCUGAGCCACUCAAGGGGCUGGCAGCGUCUUGCAUGAGAGUUCAUAUUUCCUACCCUUUUUCUCUUUAUUUUUGCAACCAGCUGUUAAUCUGGAGGGGAAAAAAACACGAAGAGCAGAGUAGGCUUGGCGUAGCAAAGGCAACUCUGGCCCAACAGGAUGUACAGAUCCGCGGAACAGUUUUCAGAGCCUUGUCCUGUUGAGCUCAUCGUGCAAGAUAGUACUCAGUUGCUGUCAGAACAUUGCGUAACGACCUCCAUUGCAAA